Molecule: messenger RNA, 636 nt
Organism: Botrytis fragariae
Lineage: Eukaryota; Fungi; Ascomycota; Leotiomycetes; Helotiales; Sclerotiniaceae
Exons: 2
Coding region: 1-636 (211 amino acids)
Source: RefSeq, a predicted model, not a curated record
AUGCCUUCGAUAGCACAAGAAGAUUGGGAUAUCACAUCUAUGGAUUUCCACAUGAGUACAAAUGGAGCUGUGAAUCUGUUGAAGAGACGGAGGGAUGUUGCGAAUUUUGCGGAUGUGAGGGAGGAGGAGGUGCAGAUGAAGAUUAAUAGUCCUAGACAUUCACACAUUCAUCCACAUCCACAUCCACACAAUCUCUACCCACACGCCAUGCACCACGAAUCUGAACGCAGACACCUAAUUCCCCGGUCAAAAAUGAGUCUGAACAAACGGGUGCGAGUCGAAUAUCCACCCUCAGAACCUGAGCCCAGGAUCGAACAAACGAAAGAGAAAGAGAAAAGUGGAUCUGGGAUGGAUUUACGAGCUUGUCAUAUAUGUCGACGCAAACCGACUGUGAAGAAGGAAUUGGAUGCGUUUGCGAAUUGUGAAGGGUGCGGGAAGAGAGCUUGUUGGGUGUGUAUCAGGGAGUGUCUUGGAGGGUGGGGGAACACGGAGAUGGGAGAAGAAGUUGGAGGGAAGGAGGGCUGGGGAGAGAAGGGAAUGAAGCACAGAGGGAUGGUUUGUAGCAGGUGCUGUGUGGAGAGAGGAACUGAGGGAGAGGUACUUUGUUUGGGAUGCUUGAGGAUGGAAGGGAGCUGA